Messenger RNA from Anopheles darlingi, 1329 nucleotides. RefSeq lists its product as uncharacterized. The coding region runs from base 521 to 1282 and encodes 253 amino acids. NCBI's taxonomy places the organism in Eukaryota, Metazoa, Arthropoda, Insecta, Diptera, Culicidae. The transcript is spliced from 4 exons. The record is from RefSeq and is a predicted model, not a curated record.
GACGCUAGCUCACAAAUCGCUGUAGAAAGUUUUAUUUUUGAGGUUUUUGAACUAUUUCGCGAUAAAAAUAAACGUGAUAAGAGCAAAUAAGAGCUAUUUGCAACUCCCGUCAUCAUUCCCGUUGGAAAAAUAGGCUUACCCGGCCGUAUAAACUGUACAAACCGUGGAAAACAGCGGUGCGAAAAGAUUACCAAAAAUACGACGCUGAAACGAAUCUUUGAAGUCGUUUCAAAGAAAGGAUUCUGCGAGCGCAGUAAUCUGCGGCCGUUACUCGAACGUUUGGAAAAGAACCCAUCAGAAACCGCUACUCAAUCAUCACAGCAAGAUAGCGCAGAGAGCUACCAAAGGGAACGAAAAGAUUGCACCUAAUCGUUCCGGCUCACAUCCGGAACAACCGGUACAUAGAAAUUCCCCAGCAAAGUAAGAGAUGUACACACAAAAUAGGGGCUUAUGGCCUUAGCAGUUUCUCUUUCUCUUACUGGAAGAUUGCCUUUGCAUUGCACAUUCGUCAUUUUUUAGGAUGCCGACGCAUAGAACAACGAACGCAUUACAGUUUCAACGGCUUGUACAGCUCAUGAAAAAACAUAUUGAUCUUGCCAGAGGCGUUUAUACAAACGUCCCCGGGGAGACGAACAAAAGAUGGAACGUUAUAGCAAGUGAGUUGAACUCCCUAGGCCCUCCAACGCGGAAUGGACACCAGUGGCAAAAGGUUUGGAUCGACACGAAAGGAAGAGUUAAAAAAAUUUUGAGACUUAAUAAAGCAGAACUAAAGUCAACAAAAUCAGAUAUCAAAAACGUAAAGCAACUAACCCCGUUGCAACGUGAAAUAGACGAACUACUCUCCCUGUCGCGCAUGGUCAACGCAUCGGAAGACUCUCUUGACACUGAUCAUACAACCAUGGACGAUGUAAAGCCACAACCGACAGAUCCUGAAGUCCUUGACGAACUAAUCAACGGAACCAAGCAAUCUUUUGAACCAAUCGAAAUAACGACGGUGGACCCGCUGCAAUUCUUCCAGACCACUCAUCAGCCGCAGGGUGACAGUAAAACACUCGAAAAACGAGUUGCUUUACUGAAAAAGCAGACACAAAUUCAAGAAGAAACGCUCCAGCGAUUUACACAAAUUCAGGAAAAUACCUGCGAAAUAGCCAAAUCCCUGCACAAAUUGGUCGACGCGCAAGAGAGGCGCAAUCAAAUCCUUGAAGCGGAGCUGGAAUUGAAACGACGAAAACUUGAGCUAAAAGAAAAGGAGUUGAUCCGGAAUGUAUCACAAUCGUAUUAAGUAAAAGGGAAUGAAGCUGCGCAUUUUAUGCACUACGGAAUAAAUAU